Messenger RNA from Sporothrix schenckii 1099-18, 2223 nucleotides. RefSeq lists its product as uncharacterized. Bases 1 to 2223 code for a protein of 740 amino acids. The transcript is spliced from 5 exons. The record is from RefSeq and is a predicted model, not a curated record. Gene Ontology annotation, molecular function: zinc ion binding; DNA-binding transcription factor activity, RNA polymerase II-specific. Gene Ontology annotation, biological process: regulation of DNA-templated transcription. Lineage: Eukaryota; Fungi; Ascomycota; Sordariomycetes; Ophiostomatales; Ophiostomataceae.
AUGGGCAGCACGUGGCAGUCGUUGGGAAAAAACGUCGGCAAGGUUGACAGCGUGGACAGUGUCGAUGAGCAGCUGCUCACCCGUUUUGUCCCUGCUCUUUUGAGCUCCCCCAGAUUUCUCGAUAUCGACGUCAGCAUCCUUCAACUGACAAAACAUCAGCAAAUUCCCUCCUUGGCGUACACAAACACACACACGCACACACACGCACGUCUCAACAUAGUCAACAUGGUCGGCGUUCCGGGAAAAUUCAAAGGUUGUGAGACCUGCAGAUUACGCAGAGUCAAGUGCGACAACACACGCCCCUACUGUAAGAAGUGCCACGAUACCGGCCGCGAGUGUGCCGGCUAUGACCGUGAGACAGUAUUUAUUAUCGGCACACCUCAAGAUGGCGGCCGGUGUUCGUCCCAUCCGCCUCGCGUGGUCAAGCCUAAAACGCCAGUCACAACAGCAGUCAACACACCCAGCAACAUUGGCAGAAGCAGUACCAGUGUCAGCAGCAGCAGCAGCAGCGGUGCAAAGAGCAGAUCCAGCCCCAAGUCACGCUCGAACUCACGGUCGGCUUCCGUGUCGAGGACGACAUCCAACUCACCUGCCGCUGCCCUAUCACCAACGCCCUCUGUUCCUAUUUCUAUCCAUGAGCAGCAGCGGUACUUAUCCGAGUCAUUUGCACCCACGCUGUCAGGCAUCAUGUCACCUGCCAAAUUCGACACAGCUGUUAUACCCAUUGACUCCGCCAUGAUGACCCAGCGGCCCAACGUAGGUAUGCUCAACGGCAUCAGCGCGCCCGAUUUAGUACUUAUCCCACCGUUGCGGUCAGCAUGGCAUGACUCCCUCUUGGUUGCCAGUGGCGGUAUCGUUCACCAGGUGCAGACAGCGGCCCUAUAUACGCAGUUGCAGUCCAUCGUCCGACACAAGGACGACAACGAAACCGAUGGCGGUUUUCAUCUCUCGCCGUUCCCGGCGUACACGCCGUCCAGUGUACGGCCGCCUAGUGGGGACAGCGAGUUUCAUUUAUCAUCACACUGCAUGGUACAUUUAGCGACAGGAGACAACCACAGAAAUUUCGAGGCGAGACCCGCGGAGAAUAUUUGCCUUUUUCUCUACGAGGUACGCAGAUGGGGCGAAACGGAUCCUGACAAAUGGAGGGGGUUGUCGUAUGGUCUGUGUGCCCUCGAGCUGGAUGACAGAUUACCGGAACAAUGGAAGGAUCCGGCCAUGCAAUCCAGCAGUGUCCGCCGAGCCGGACCUGCUCGAUUCGCCACAUUUCCAGCGCACCACUCCUUUGCACGGGUCUACCGGCCAAAUGCGAUUUGGUCCGCACUGAUAUUCCGACAAAGCACGUUCCUGUCCGAUCCCGAGUGGACAUCGGCGCCAUGGCAGGCCCAUCCCAAGUCUGGACUCGACCGCCUCCUCGACAUCGCAGCCCUUCUUCCCGCCGUGCUCAGCCGCGCUGACAAUGUCACAGCCCACCAGCCUACCUUGGGACGCCGGAUGAUGGCCCAGGACGUGCUGGCCAACUGCCUCUAUGUCGAACGAGUUCUUGAGCAGUGGCACGCCAGUGUCCAGGAUCUAGGUAUGCGAGGCGGCUCCAGUGUCAACGGGGCUUCUACUAUGAGCCGCGCGCCGACCGCCUUGGAUGGCAGCGUGGACGGUGGGUUUCAGAACGGCGGAACACGGACCCGGGCCAGCGGCCACGGCGCCAUCGGCAAUUGGUACUGGAUUGCGGACCCAGAACACACGUCAGUGGACGCCCAGAUCCCCUUUGCCGACACAUUUGCGUUCCGCGACACCGUCACGGCCCUCAUGUUCAUCUACUAUUGGGCGACCCUCGUCCUACUAUAUCCGUGCGUCGAGAGCCUCUACGAGAUCAUCUUCCAGCCCGUGCUGGACACCUUUCCGUCUCCCUAUCCCAACUUGCCAAGCAACUUACAAAUCCCAAACGGCGACCCUUCCGUCUACUACGGCCCCAAGGAGGUACGCGAGCUAGCUGGCAACGUGUGCCGUGGUCUCGAUUUUGCAUUGUCCACCACUUUACAGCCCGACCUGCUGUCGGCACCUCUCUUUGUGGUAGAGUCCUUUUACCAUAAGAUGAAUGCAACGUCAGGUGAUGGAGCACUUGAGCUGCUCUGGUGCGAGUCGUUCCGAAGUCGACUGGCGGGCAAGGGACAGUACAUUGCUGAUGUGAUACAAAACCGGCGAUGGGUAGAUGUAGGGCAGUUCUAG